Molecule: messenger RNA, 3493 nt
Organism: Labrus bergylta (ballan wrasse)
Lineage: Eukaryota; Metazoa; Chordata; Actinopteri; Labriformes; Labridae
Product: heterogeneous nuclear ribonucleoprotein Q
Biological process (GO): CRD-mediated mRNA stabilization
Cellular component (GO): ribonucleoprotein complex; nucleus; CRD-mediated mRNA stability complex
Molecular function (GO): mRNA 5'-UTR binding
Source: RefSeq, a predicted model, not a curated record
UAAAUGCUGCAUUCUUGCUCAUGGGGUCAGAAAACGGAAACCGGGGAUGACUCUCUUUUGGAACACGUGUAUUGACUAUGUAGCCUGUGCUGUGGUCAGCAGGGAGAAGGUAAGCUAACAUGUAAUUUAGAGACCCAAAGAAGACCAGACUUCUGCAACAGAAACUACCAACCGGGGCUGUGAUACGGGAGCUAGCAAUACUUGGCUCCGUUUGCACAAACUUCUAAGCUUAGAGCAAACCAGAAAGGAAAAACUGCCACAUGGACACAAACCCUGUAGUUUCACGGUUUUUACGAGAUGUCAUCCAAUUGAUUUUCGUGGGGAAUUUGAUUUCUGGAGACAUGGCCACAGAACAUAUUAAUGGAAAUGGUCCAGAAGAACCAAUGGACACCUCUGCUGCAGUUACCCAUUCUGAGCACUUCCAGACUUUAUUAGAAGCUGGUUUACCACAGAAAGUUGCUGAAAAACUAGAUGAAAUUUUCAUAGCAGGUUUGGUGUCACACAGUGACUUAGAUGAUCGAGCGAUUGACGCCCUGAAAGAAUUUCAGGUGGAAGGUGCUCUGCAAGUCCUUUUGCAAUUUAAGGACAGUGACCUCUCACAUGUUCAGAACAAAAGUGCCUUUCUUUGUGGCGUGAUGAAGACGUUCAGACAGAGAGAGAAACAAGGGACCAAAGUGUCAGACACCAGUAAAGGACCAGAUGAAGCCAAAAUUAAAGCUUUGUUGGAGAGAACUGGCUACACACUUGAUGUGACAACUGGUCAGAGGAAGUAUGGAGGUCCACCUCCAGAGUCCGCCCACUCAGGGGCUCAGCCCACCAUUGGUACAGAGAUAUUCGUAGGCAAAAUCCCCAGAGACCUUUUUGAGGAUGAGCUGGUUCCACUGUUUGAGAAAGCUGGACCCAUCUGGGACCUCCGCCUGAUGAUGGAUCCUCUCAGUGGCCUGAACAGAGGCUACGCCUUUGUCACUUUCUGCACUAAAGACGCUGCACAGCAGGCUGUCAAAUUGUGCAACAACAAUGAAAUUCGACCAGGUAAACACAUUGGCGUAUGCAUCUCUGUGGCCAAUAAUAGACUGUUUGUUGGCUCCAUCCCCAAGAGUAAAACAAAAGAGCAGAUUGUUGAAGAAUUUGCAAAAGUCACAGAGGGUCUAAAUGAUGUCAUAUUGUACCAUCAGCCUGACGACAAGAAGAAGAAUCGGGGCUUCUGCUUCCUGGAGUACGAAGACCACAAGACAGCAGCUCAGGCCCGCCGUCGGCUCAUGAGCGGCAAGGUCAAGGUGUGGGGAAACGUUGUCACUGUGGAGUGGGCUGAUCCCAUUGAGGACCCUGACCCAGAGGUUAUGGCCAAGGUCAAGGUGCUGUUUGUGAGGAACUUAGCGAGCACUGUCACAGAGGAGAUUCUUGAAAAGGCCUUCAGUCAGUUUGGGAAGCUGGAGCGGGUGAAAAAAUUGAAAGACUAUGCCUUCAUCCACUUUGAGGAAAGAGAUGGUGCUGUGAAGGCUUUGGCCGAUCUCAAUGGCAAAGACCUCGAGGGAGAGCACAUUGAAAUUGUCUUUGCCAAGCCCCCUGACCAGAAGCGGAAAGAGCGCAAAGCCCAGAGACAAGCCGCUAAAACACAAAUGUAUGAUGAAUACUACUAUUAUGGGCCUCCCCACAUGCCACCACCAACGAGAGGCCGUGGCCGAGGAGGGCGAGGAGGUUAUUCUUACCCCCCUGACUACUAUGGCUAUGAAGAUUAUUAUGAUUAUUACGGAUACGACUACCACAACUACCGGGGAGGCUACGAUGACCCAUACUACGGAUAUGACGACUACCAGGGGUCCGGCAGGGGCCGAGGAGGGAGGGGAGGAGUCCGUGGCAAUGCCAGUCAGACCAGGGGCCGUGGUGCUAUCACACCAAGGGGCCGGCUGGGCUUCACCCAGCGAGGAGGCCCUGGAACAAGCAGAGGUGUCAUCUGUCAGAGCAGCUUGUUUGCCAGCAGACAAAGCAGGGAAACGGGGCAGAGGGCGGUCCUGACCUGUCACAGUGGAUACUGACUUGAUGUGUGGGGUUACACCGUAAGCUGCAAUGGAUGUUAAAAGAAAAAAAAAGAGCGCGACAAAAAGGUCCAAUGAUAUUCCAGCCUUACAGAAGAAGCAUCCCCUCCCCGCCCCAUUUCUGUUGUAUUUUCUUUUCUGCCACCUUAAAAAAAUGAUGGAGGGUUUUAAAUCCCCAUAGACUAUUUGCCCAGAUCCCCUGUACCCAGUACUGAUAAACAGAGCUGUGUAUUGCCCUUACAAUCUCCCCCUUCCCUGUCCCUGAACAUGCCAUUUUUAAAUAAUUAUUGAAGAAUUUGCACUUUUUAAGUUUUUAGGUUUGAAGUGGCUCAAAGGAGCUUGAUGCUAUUGUAUAUUUUUGUGCUAAUCGCAAUUUUUAUUGUCGGAAUAUCCAUGUCCAAUCUUAAUCGUAUGAUCUGGAUGUUUGACAGAGAACAUUUGCAGGUUUUUAGGGUGUACCCACCUGGCAUGGAUAAGUCAGGCAUUCCAGGAAAGUGGUUCUUUUCAGAACUUGUCUUUAAAGGGUUGGUUGACUACCUCAGUACAGAGGACUAAACUACCCGGCCUGUACUGUAAAUAGGGAAACUAUAUUGAUGAAAGCAGGGCUUGUUUUCAAACAAAAUAUGCACAAGAGCUGUAGCGCAAAAACGAUGUACUUAAUGUAAUAUAGUCAUUUUAGCUGCAGCUCUGACACUGCAAACAGUCAAACUGGGCAUGCAAAACAAUCUCAUGAGAUGAGUCUGAACAAGCCCUGCUUUUAUCCUAUUUUGAACUGAAUUAGCCGCCUUGCUUCUUCAGAGUAUGUAGUUACUGGUUGUAUAGUUUUUCGGAUAAAAUGUUACUUUUGUAAAGGCUUCAACAUCACAGGCAUCCAACUGCCUUUGAUUAAAAAAAAAAAAAGUAAAAACAAAAAUAAAGCCCUGCAGUGUCCCUUUUGUGCCACUAUAAAAUUCAAGUGGAUUGUUUUUAUAUUGAAACAACAUAUUUUCCAACAACAGAAUAAUGUAAAACAACCUUAUUCAACAUCAUCUGAAAUCAUGUCAGUCUUGAAUGAUCCCUUCUCAGCUGUGAAGACCACGACUAUGUAGAAGAUCUUUUGAAUUAAUCUUGAUGGAUGACUGAAUUGCCAUAAUGCCCAACCAGUGAGCAUGUGUGCCUAACGAGAGCUGCCAUGAUAUGCUGAGGGAUCAUAGACAUAGUGGUAGAAGGGAUACUGCAGUGAAUAAUUUCUAUUUCCCGGUAUAGCAUAAAGGAAACUGCUCUUCAAUCCCAGUUUUCUAUACAGUUAACUCCCUCAAUAAAAUCAUAACAACCACCUUUUGAAAAAAAAGAUGUUAGCAGUUUUAAACUAUUGUUGGUGGCCAACAACGUUUUUUGCAUUCCUGCAAAUAAAUUGUUUUAUACUGUAAAAUGGAGGUGAGUGUAACUUAUUUUUGUAAUAAAGUUUUUGAUUUCUA